CCACAACCUCUCCAACACAACCUCAACCUCAACCUUUUUCAUCCCUUUCUCUCAUUCAAACGCUUUGAGAUCGUAGACUGCUACGUAUCAUACCACUGCAACCUUUCCGCUUCCGACUACGAUCAGCAUUCGACGUCGAACGCAUCUGUAGUCAUCUCAGCCUUGGCCCUCCCUUCAAACAUGGCAAGUCGAGCAGCCAACAAGCGGCUCACCCGCGAAUACAAAACUAUCUCCGAGAACCCUCCCCCUUAUAUCGUCGCCCACCCCUCCGAAUCCAACAUCCUUGAGUGGCACUACAUCCUGACUGGACCUCCCGACACACCCUACCACAAUGGGCAAUACUGGGGGACUUUGAUAUUCCCUCCCAACUACCCUUUCGCUCCUCCCGCAAUCCGAAUGCACACCCCUUCUGGUCGCUUCCAACCCUCCACCCGCCUUUGUCUGUCCAUCUCCGACUUCCACCCUAAGUCAUUCAACCCGGCCUGGGAAGUAUCGACAAUUCUCAUCGGGCUUUUGUCUUUCAUGACUUCGGAGGAGAUGACAACCGGUUCAGUGGGUGCAACCGAAGCAGAGCGGAAAUGGGCAGCGGCACGAAGUCGGUGGUGGAACAGCACUGGCGGUGGAAGCUUCAGCGAUGGAAAGACAAAGCAAAAGGGAAAUAUCAAGGCUGGUGACGGAGGUGCAAAAUUCAGGGCAGAGUGGCCGGAAUUGGAUAAAGAGAACUGGAAAUAUAUGAAGGAUAACAGGAUUGAUACCGUGACUGGGAAUACAAUCCAGGAUCCUAGUACAUCUGGACCAAAUUGCGGACCUACAAUCGGUGGUUUGAGGAGACCAAGUGGCAGCCAAGCAGUGGUGGGAGCGGUCGUUGAAGGCGGUCGAGCUGUUGGAGAAGAAGGCCGAAGUUGGAUUCGGAGAAACAAGUUACUGGUCAUUGGGGGUGUCAUAUUCACGUAUGUCCUCAUUGCAAGGCUGCUUGGAGAUGGCACUGGUUCCUCGAAUUGAGAAUCUAGGCUUGAUGGGACGGACUGUACACGUUUGGGUGGAAUCGACUACUCAGUUGCUGGAGACACCAGUGAAUACUAUGCAACUCCUGUGUUGUAUGAAUACACGUCAUUAGGAUUGUAGGUAUAGCAAGGCGUUUGGCGGGGUUAGAGAGGAAUAAAAUUGGCGUCUAGAGUGUCGUCAUUCUGCCAAUUCUUAAGAGUCUUUUGUUCGUCGAUAGCGUCCAUAGUUGGAUUGUGCGAUUUUUCUUUGGUUUACUGUAUAUCUCUCUUCGUCAAUUCAUUAUCACAUUUCACUCGCACUUCCCGAUGGGGAUUGAUCGAGGCGCGAAC
Molecule: messenger RNA, 1334 nt
Organism: Mollisia scopiformis
Lineage: Eukaryota; Fungi; Ascomycota; Leotiomycetes; Helotiales; Mollisiaceae
Product: ubiquitin-conjugating enzyme E2 6
Exons: 3
Coding region: 181-1002 (273 amino acids)
Source: RefSeq, a predicted model, not a curated record